Molecule: messenger RNA, 1914 nt
Organism: Sphaeramia orbicularis (orbiculate cardinalfish)
Lineage: Eukaryota; Metazoa; Chordata; Actinopteri; Kurtiformes; Apogonidae
Product: homeobox protein Hox-D4b-like
Exons: 2
Coding region: 34-750 (238 amino acids)
Biological process (GO): embryonic skeletal system morphogenesis; anterior/posterior pattern specification; positive regulation of transcription by RNA polymerase II
Cellular component (GO): nucleus; nucleoplasm
Molecular function (GO): RNA polymerase II cis-regulatory region sequence-specific DNA binding; DNA-binding transcription factor activity, RNA polymerase II-specific
Source: RefSeq, a predicted model, not a curated record
GUAUUCUCCUACCAGCCUCGCUAUAAAUCAAUCAUGGAGUCCUACGUGGUGAGCUGUAAAUAUGCUGAGCCGCAGUUCCCGCCUUGUGAGGAAGAUUACAGUAAUUUUAGUGACCAAGGGGGGUAUUACAACAACCCCCAGGACAGUGGUAGUUAUGGAGGGGGCUAUCAGUCCAUGCAGCCCCCUCCGCCUCCAUACUCACCACAACAAACCGGCUAUCAACACACUUUGCAGGGGCAUCACCGGGAGGAUGGAAAGGACCACUCACAGCAUCACGGGGCGACCUUCGACUACACAGACACAGAUGGACCCGGUAAGGACAGGUUUUCGAUGGGUGACCUGCAGUGCCAGGCCUGGAUGACCUGCGCAAAGCCCGCUCAGGUGCAGAGGAAAACGGCCUGCCAGGCCAAAGACAAGCCGCCCAUUGUUGUCUACCCGUGGAUGAAGAAAGUGCACGUCGCUCACGUUAAUCCCAACCACGUGGGUCCGGAGCCCAAACGGCUGAGGACGGCCUACACGCGCCAGCAGGUUCUGGAGCUCGAGAAAGAGUUCCACUUCAGCCGCUACCUCACGCGCCGCCGCCGGGUUGAGGUGGCUCACGCGCUGUGCCUGUCCGAGCGGCAGGUGAAGGUAUGGUUUCAGAACCGGCGCAUGCGCUGGAAGAAGGACAACAAGCUGCCAAACACCAAAGGAAGAAAGAGCAAGAAAACAACGGAGAGCGACAGCGACAAGGCGGUCAUAUCUGUGUGAAAAAUAAAAAAAACAAACAGUGAAGGAGCGGAGGUUGGCGUCAGAAGCAGCACCUUCUACCAGACUGAUAUUUUUAACGGAUCUGAGGUGUCUGCACUUCUGAAAUAUUCCAAGACUGCUUUUAAAACUAUAGACUAACCGUGUAUAAGCCUGAUCUUCAGAAGUCAUCCAUGUAACCUAUUUUUCAUUAUAUCUGAGCUUUUAUUUUUGUCUUUUUACACCUUCUUGUUAUAUAGCCUUGCGGUUUGCAUCGAAUUAAUUUCCGUAUUUAAUGAAUUGAUGAAUGUCUUACAUUUGAGGGUUGCAGAUCACCUGACAUGAAUCUGUUGAUAUUAAAUGAAUUGCUUCAUAUUUAUACAGCCGGUAUUAAAGGCGCAAAAGCAUGGUUCCUAUAGUUGCAGUCGUGCCAAACUCUCCCGUAUGUGUCUUUUGGAGAAAACAGGGUUUUAUUUCUACAGGGUAAACAUAAAACAGGGUUUUAUAUGAACUACCUAAAACCUGAAAGAAUAAUUUAUGUACAUGCACAUUUCAAAAUGGUUUUUCUUUUUCCACAAACUGCUUAAGACAACACAACCUAACGACCUGAAACACCAAAUUGUUGGGCGGCUGACGUGCAGAGAAGCUGUACACAGAAUGUUUAGAUUUUAUGUUACAUCUAAAAAACAAACAAAAAAAAAUGCAUAUAUAGUAGGACAUGUAGCCAUAUUCUGCAGAAUUUAUUUUCUGCGAAAGGUCAGUGAACUUUUCAAUAAUGUAAGGAGAUCGUCCUACAUUUUUACGCAAGAAGGAAAAAAAAUAUGAAGGACUUAUUUAAGCGGCCAAAUUUGAGGUACAUGUUUUUUCUACAUAACACCAAUUGUAAAUUCAACUUAUUUUCUCAGGGUUACAGGGUUUUAAUGAACAUAACUUCCUUAAGCGUGUAAGUUUGUUAUUUCGUUAAGCACCGAGAGCUUUAAAAUUCUCUCUGAAAUGUUGCUUUAAAACACUUCACUCUUUGAUUCCAGUUUAAUAUGCUAUUGAUUUUUAUUAGUCUACCUAAGUACUUAUUUUUAUUUGUAUUAUUUAGAAGCAUAUUUUAUUCUUUGUAGUAAGCAUCAUCUCUGUGUUACUUUUUGAGAAAAAAAAAUUUAUAUGUGGAAAUGUUUUUGAUAAAAUACUUAGCUG